Messenger RNA from Drosophila virilis, 2320 nucleotides. RefSeq names its product Lipid storage droplet-2 (gene Lsd-2). Lineage: Eukaryota; Metazoa; Arthropoda; Insecta; Diptera; Drosophilidae. The record is from RefSeq and is a predicted model, not a curated record. Gene Ontology annotation, cellular component: lipid droplet; cytosol. Gene Ontology annotation, biological process: positive regulation of triglyceride storage; lipid storage.
UUGCAAGUCAGUCAGAAACGCGUUGAGUGCGACAGCGAACAGACGUGCCCAGUGUCCAAGAGAUCGUAUACACAUACAUAUACACAAUUCUACAGGCCCCCCACACACACACACACACACACGCACACAGCCACAUUUAAGUUCUUUAGCCCGUGGAACUGACACACACACACGCACACAUAUAUAAAAUUGUCUGCCUUUUUUUCUUUGGUGCCACAAAAGACGACUAAAAAAAAAAAAAGAAAAAGUGCCGUGCAAAGCAAAAGCAUAAAACAAGAAAAGUGAAAACCAAUCAAAAGAAGCGAAACAAAAGAGAAAUAGCAACAUUCAAAGAAACAUGGCAAGUGCAGAGCAAAAAAACGCAACUGGCAACGGCAACGGCAACGGCAUCGCCAAGCACAAUAACAGCGCGCUAACAGAGCCAAUUGAGCCGCCCAAGGAUGCCAAGGAUCUGCUGCCGCAUCUGGAGUCGCUGGAGCGCAUCAUAAAGCUGCCCGUGGUGAAUGCCGCCUGGGAUAAGUCACAAGAUGUCUAUGGCAAAGUGAAGGGCAAAAACCGCGUCUUCAAUUGGGCCCUAAAUGCCGCCGAGGAUUGUGUUGCACGCGCCGUAACGACCGCAGCGCCUAUUGUGAAUCGCUUGGAUCGUCCCAUUGCGUAUGUGGAUCAGACCUUGGUCAAGGGCAUUGAAACGCUGGAGGUGAAGGCGCCCAUCAUUAAGGACACACCGCAGGAGAUCUAUGCCCAGGCCAAGAACAAGGUGAUCGAUGUCGUCCAGCCGCAUCUGGAGCGUGUUGUCAAAUUCAAGGCAGCCGGCCAGCAGAAGGCCGCCUCCCUCAAGGAUCUCGCCUGGCAGAAGGCCAACGAGGUCCUGGCCACCCAAUACGGCAGCCUGGCCGUCAACGGCGUGGACACCACCACAGCCCUGGCCGAGCGUCUCCUGGAAUACUAUUUCCCCAAAUGCGAGUCCGAUGUCGAGGAGGAUAAUGAUAAUAAACAAAGCGCUGUCGUGCGAAAUGGCAAAAAUGCUGAGAAUGACAUGCCAGUUCCCGCCAGCGAGGACCCAGUACUACACACAGUCCAGACCGUUGGCCGCUUAUCCAAUAAGAUCUCGCGUCGCGUCUAUAGAAAUGUCUCCAGACAGAUCAAACAGGUCCAACAGGGCAACAUCAACGACUAUCUAAGCUCAUUGAUAGCCGCCCUCAAGCUGCAUCAGUACAUCAACUUUAUCAACUCAUCGAUGGGCACAAAUGUUGAGCAGUCCACGUUAGCCAGCGACAACUGUACACCCUACGGACCUAGCAACAGCAGCAGCAACAGCAACAACAUCAUCAGCAGCAGCUGCAGCAGCAGCAGCGCCAACACCAAAACAGCGGCCAGCAGCGGCAACAGCAGUGCCAAGAGCAAAGUGAGCACUGUUGCGCCAUCUAUCGGACAAUAAAUGUGCAGCUGCACGCGUUCGGUUUGGUUGGGUGGUGCGCCCCCUUUUUAGAUCAGGGUCAGAGCGCUUUCCAAUUGGAAAAAAAGAAAACAAAAAUUAAAACACCUGCCACUUUCCCGAAAAAGCCAAGCUGUUCGCCUCUCAAGCGCUGCGCAUUUUCUUAUUUAGUUUUAUUUUUAUGCCCCAUAUUUUUUUUUGCAAUUCUUUUUUUUUUUUUUUUUUCGUUUUUAAGAAAGUGGCCUAAGCAGACGUCGCCCUAACCCCCUCACAACACCUCCCUCUACCCCCACACACAACCAAGCGUUUGCUUUGUAAAUAUUUAUUUGAAGUAACACACAUACACUCACACACACACACACACACACAUAUAUACACAUAUUGAUAUAAGUUGUAGUUGUAAAAGAUUUUAAACAUUUUUUUUUUUAGCUGUGCUAAAUCUAAAAACAAACACGCCACCUGGCGGCCAUGUGCCACACACAUGCAUUGAAUGGAGAAUAUAACAAAACAAAACAAAAUUCUGAUCAGAAACCAUGCGAAAUGCAUGCACAUGUAUAAACCCAACCCCAACCCCACCCCCAGACCUCCCAUACACCCCCCGCACAACGCGCUAACAACACAGCACAUACCGUUAACGAUAUACUAAUUAACGAUAUCGUAUAUCGUAAAAGAAACACUGAAUUAUAGUUAUGUAGCUAGAGCGAGAUAGAAAGAGUUAGAGAGAGAGACAGAUCGUCGUUUAUGUCGUAUGCUUAAUGAAUAUAUAUAUGCACAUAUAUAUAUAUAUAUAUACAAUUGUAAUACUGAUGUUUUAACUAUGCUUAAAAUAUGUAACAUUAUCUUAGCUGAUGAAUUAUGCUUUAAAUAUAUGAAAACUUAUACAUA